Saprolegnia parasitica CBS 223.65 is the source of this 1077-nucleotide messenger RNA. RefSeq lists its product as hypothetical. The transcript has a single exon. The record is from RefSeq and is a predicted model, not a curated record. Lineage: Eukaryota; Oomycota; Saprolegniomycetes; Saprolegniales; Saprolegniaceae. Gene Ontology annotation, molecular function: protein binding. The coding region runs from base 12 to 1052 and encodes 346 amino acids.
UUCUUGACACGAUGGCCAAGGGCGCGGAAGAACUCAAGCCGUCGGACGUGCUCGUCGAGCACCUCAUGGCUGCGGGUGCCCAAGGUGACGGCGAAGACGAUGGCCUUGGCGCGCUGCUCCUCGAGGUCGUCAAGUCGGGCGACCUGGACCAGCUGCGCACGGCGUUGUCGCCCGCGUCGCCGGCCGAGAGCUUGGUUGCCCUCAUGAACUGGUUGCACAAGUGGCAGCAAGAGUAUCAAUGCGUCAUGGAGUCGCUCACAACGUACCUCGAGUCGGCCGAAGACAACGAAGACCUCGAGGACCACGCGGCCGAAAUGAAGGAGAUGGACGUCGAGGCGCAAGAGAUCCUCGCCGGCUUCGAGAAACUCGCACUCGCCCUUGUCGCGCAGUGCCCGGACCAGGUGGACGCGAUGGACGACCUUGGAUGGACGCUACUCAUGCAAGCUGCCAACUGCGGGUCGCUGAGCUUGGUGAGCGCGCUCCUGGCCGCCGGCGCAGAUCGUAACGUGCGCCAGCACCACCAGACCGAUGGCAUGCACGCCCUCGCCCGCGCGAUCGACGCCUGCCACGUCGACGUCGUCCAAGUGCUCGUGACGCCUGAAACGAUCAACGCGACCUUUGCGUACAAGAACGUGGAUGACGAAGACGCCGACGUCGAACAGCACACGCCGCUAACGUUCGCGUGCCACGGCAAGGACGACAUUGCGGCCUUCCUGCUCACGCACGAAGCCCUCGACAUCAACGCGCACGUGCCCGAGACUGGCGACACGGCGCUCCACAUCGCCGUCUGCUACGACAACGUCGAACUGGUCUCGAAGCUCCUAGCCAAGGACGGCCUCGACAUCAACGCGGUCAACGAGCAAGGCUACACGGCCGCGUUUGGGUGCUCGAACCCAGACCUCGUCGCCCUUCUCUUGGCCAACGGUCUCGACGCUGGCAUUCUCGGCAACGAAGGCGAGACCGCACUGGACCUCGCGCUGGCGCUUCAGGACGAAGAUGUCGCCGCCGUGCUCGCCGAGCACACCGAGUCGUCGUCGAAUCAGUCCAGUUGAUUAUCUUAGAAAUGUUGCUUGAUUG